Molecule: messenger RNA, 3686 nt
Organism: Annulohypoxylon truncatum
Lineage: Eukaryota; Fungi; Ascomycota; Sordariomycetes; Xylariales; Hypoxylaceae
Exons: 5
Coding region: 361-3276 (971 amino acids)
Biological process (GO): protein catabolic process
Molecular function (GO): protein-N-terminal glutamine amidohydrolase activity; protein-N-terminal asparagine amidohydrolase activity
Source: RefSeq, a predicted model, not a curated record
AUUAAACGGGGAAAAAAUCCUUGCUCAUCCGUGCACAAAGUUCGUAGAUGCCUCGACCGUCGUGACAUAGACCAGAUCCUAAGCAUUAUUCGAUUUUCCUAGUAUCAAGUGUUCAGUUAUCGAGCAUCACUUCCCAACGUUCUUUUCGUUGGCACUUCUUCUUCAUUGAGUCCAACAGUUGUCCACAUUGCGAAACAAGGUAGUCCUAUUCCUGGUCACCUCCGAGUUAAGACACAUAGGCACCUAAGUACUUAACAGAGCCUUGACACGCCCUUCAACCUUUCCUUCUAUACCUACCUAGUCAUUCUCGGGGUAUUACUGUAUAUAUGAGCUGUCUAUCUAUCGAGCGAUUGGAGGAAAAUGAGGAUAGCUUGCCUACAGUUCGCUCCACAACUUGGAGAGACCGACAAUAACCUCAACCGAGCCGACGCGGUUCUGAGCAAGGCAAACCCCGAAGAUCUUGAUCUCCUUGUUGUACCAGAGUUGGCUUUUACAGGAUAUAAUUUCAAGUCGCUUCAACAAAUCAGUCCCUUUCUCGAACCGCAGGGCUCCGGCGUCAGCGCAUUGUGGGCAAGAACCACCGCCCUCAAGUAUAAUUGUGUGACGCUGGUUGGAUAUCCCGAACAAGCUGAUAUCAAAACAAAAUGGCCAACAUCCCCAGAGUAUUAUAACUCUGUUAUUGUCAUUAAUGGCGAUGGCGAAACAAUCGGCCACUAUAGAAAAAGCUUCUUGUAUUAUACAGACGAGACAUGGGCAUUGGAAGGGCAGGAUGGGUUUUGGGAGGGUCAUAUUCCCGGUCUAGGACACACAUCGGUGGGCAUUUGUAUGGACCUGAACCCGUACAAAUUCGAGGCACCAUGGCAUGCUUUUGAAUUCGCAUUUCACGUUUUGGAGAUGCAAUCAAAUCUCGUCAUCGUCACUAUGGCUUGGCUCACCCGAGAAGAUGGCCGCCUGUUUUCCCGUAUGCCUAAUGACCCGGACCUAGAGACCUUAUCGUACUGGGUUGCGCGUCUCGAGCCUAUCAUUCGAUCAGAUAACCAAGAAGAAAUCAUAGUUGUUUUCUGCAAUCGCACCGGCAUUGAGGGAGAUGCGGUUUAUGCUGGAACUAGCACCGUGAUCGGGAUAAAAAAUGGCGAGGUCUCGGUUUAUGGAAUGCUGGGAAGGGGAAGUAAAGACCUGUUGGUAGUAGAUACGGACGCUGCCCCGUAUGCUAAAUUAGUAUACAGGCCCGAUGGGGAAGAGUCGGGAAUUAUUUCAAUGAACGACCAUUGGGAUGGUGAUUUGACUGCUAGACCGACGAAACCCGAGGAGAAGGACUUGUUAGAGAAGCCGACAAAGCUUGCUUCUUCCGGAGAAACGGGAUCGAAGAGUGGCUCAACAACUAGGUCUCCUAAGCAUGCUAGACCGUCCGAAACUCCGAAUCGAAACGUCCAACCUAUGUCACCUCUCAGCGAAUCAGCACUCGCCAACCACAACCCAAUAUCCUCUGGGGGCGCGACGAAAGACUACGAUUACGUGCCUUUAGGCCGAAGGUCCAGAGCUGGGAGUGACAGGAGUACGGCGUCUAUUCAAGGUUCAGUUUCCUCGAGGCAUUCGGCUAAUUCUAAAGCCUCAAAAGAUUCAAGGAAGUCAAAGAGCUCAAGUCGUUCCAGGGCUUCUAAAGGAUCUUCUAGUUCAAAAGGGUCGAGUUCUCAGAGAUCAUCGUCUAGGAAAGUGAGGGUAAUGUCUCCUCCGAUACAGACUUCGAAUCCCAAACCAGCAAAUGAUACAGUUCCAACUCCAACAGGACCGAGCCCGACACCUUUGGCAAUUCGGCCUAAGUUGGUCAUUCCGAAGGAUGCACAUAGACGUCCUCACAUCCCCACGCCGCAUCCAGCUGCAGCGCAAAAGGCCCCUGGACGAAUCUAUGGGGGAAGCGUUACGAUACAACACCAGAACAAUCUUGCAACACCAACUCCAUCAACUGCUUUCGACGACUUAAGCCCCCAAUCGCCCAAUAGGUUCUUCUGGGUUCCAUCGGACUCACUCCUACAAACUCCCAUGGAACCGCGUAUUUGGACGCCUGCAUUGGCCGACUCGCCAACUAUUGAGCUGCGAACGGCUGUGCCUUCACAAGCGUAUAUCAAAAACAUUGCUACCGUCAGAACACAGCUACCUGUUCCUCCACCAAAAGAAAUACUUAGCUCACGAUCUCCAAAGCCGAGCGGUGAUGUUAAACCCGGGGCCGAAGCGGCGGUAGUCUCCGGGGGUGAACAAUCCCGGCCGGCUGCCAAAGAUGACCGCGCUCCGGUGAGGCCGUCGUCUCCCAAGUCGCGCAACGCCAGCAGAUCGAGGAAUCACGAACGCUCAGACUCUGCAGUCGGUCAAAGGGCUGACCUAGCGGCGAUUGCUCAGCGCCUAGAAGCUCUAUCUCCGCGCCCUAGUUCUGCCGCCGGGCAGAGGAUUGAGACGUCCUCGCCGCGUCCCGGCUCAGCUCUGGCUCGACGAGGCGAUGGGAAGGAAAAGAGCUCUAGCGAUAUGCCAGAUCGCCCUUCUUCGCCAAAAUCUCGCAAUGCAAGCCGGAAUAGACCCGCCGCAGCCGAGGAUUCAGUCGACCAACGGGAUUCUAACCUUUCAAGGAGUUCUAUCUUAAUUGGCGCGAGCCCUAGUAUACUUGACAGUACUUCAACUACUAGAGGACCGUCAGCGAUGUUUCGGCCGGAUAGUCGCAUGAGUAACGUGGAGCCCAUAUACCGCCCCAUGUCACGGGAAGCACACUCCCGGAGUAAUAGUGUGGCUCUGGUGUACAAGUCUCAGACACCAAUUAUCCCAGGGCCGGCUGGCAAUCGUCCACAGUCCCGCGCCGUCAGUCGUGGGCGGCAGCGUGGAGCAAAAGAUGUUACCGGCGCCCUUGACAAUACGGAUAUUGAGAGGAGAGACUGUUCGAUUCCCGCUCGGCGACCAAGUGCCCCCUCGAUCGGCUUCAGGAGCCCGGCUGAAUACGAGGCCGAAAUCCAACGUAACUCUCCAGGGAAAUCUGUCCAGGGAGUUUCAUACGAUGAUGAGAUUGUCAAGGAGAUCAUCGUGCGUCGCUCGCCGAGCUGCGCGGUUCAUGGUAACGAAGGUCAUCGGGUCGCAACACCAAGAAGUGGAACCAGCCAAGCCAGAAGUACUCCUGACUCAGAGGAAUCGUCGAAAACUAAUGAUACCAAUGAGGGUAGCAAGACGGAACAGAGUUCGGAUAUACCCACGCUUGCAGUUGAGACUACUGCUAACACAAAAGGAGGCAGUUGGUAAGGUUCUCGUCAGGCCAAAGAGUGCCGUCUGGUAGCGGCGCCGUCACGCGUCUAUGAAUAUGACUACGAUUUAAUGCCAAGUAUACCUCAUUGCUCUAUUAGCAAGGAGUUAUUUAGAUCUACGAUACAUGUCACACGAUAGUAAUGAGAGUAGCGAAGUUAGAAUGACUGAUUAACAAGCAAAAUUGCGCACGGUGUUGGAGCAAUGGAAUGGAUGGUUGAUUCUUGCAUUCACCUUUUCAACGCAUCAUGUAUUACGGCUUGGGGUUCUGAAAUCUAUCGUUUUUUUUAUCAUGUAACCAAGUUCUCUAGUAGCGAUGCUUUGGUAGUGUUGUCGCGAGUAGCAUCAUAUCCAUAAGUGCAUGAUACUAAAACAAUCAAAGGCGGAGCCUACUGAAAAUUAAUUAAGCC